This is a messenger RNA of Leptopilina boulardi, 1347 nucleotides long. RefSeq names its product RAB6A-GEF complex partner protein 2. Gene Ontology annotation, biological process: retrograde transport, endosome to Golgi. The record is from RefSeq and is a predicted model, not a curated record. The coding region runs from base 138 to 1283 and encodes 381 amino acids. Lineage: Eukaryota; Metazoa; Arthropoda; Insecta; Hymenoptera; Figitidae. The transcript has 6 exons. Gene Ontology annotation, cellular component: Golgi membrane; Ric1-Rgp1 guanyl-nucleotide exchange factor complex.
GUUUUGAUGUCAAAAAAAGAAAUUAUAAACAUAUGUUUUCUUUUCUUCAAUAAUUAAUUAAUUGAAAUAUAAAAUAAUGACAAGUUGACAAAAAAUAGUGAAUAUUUUACUUAGUAAUUAUCAUCGCUUGUGCAAUUAUGAUUGAAAUAACAGCAAAAUUAAUAAGAGGGCCCGUUUAUUUUUCGGGUGAAAUGGUGGAGUGUUUAGUGACAUUUAGCAAUCCUCAUAAUCCAAUUCAUCAAAUUUCACAAAGUCACAGUGAUGUAUUUGAAAGUUUAGCAUGGGCGAGUGCCCAAAUUCACUGUCAAUGUACAGCAAAUGGAAAAGUGGUUUUAACAGAAAAAUUAAACACGACCUCUCAAUUGGCCGCAAUAAAUGCCAAUACAACAUUUGCUCCAUGGCAACAUGAUAAUGGUCACGCUGUUAUGAAUACAAAACCUAAAAUAUUAUUCUGUGAUCUCCGAUUAUCACCUGGCGAAAAUAAAACUUAUAUUUAUCGGGAAACAAUACCGAAUGAAGCACCUCCUUCGUAUCGAGGGCAAGCUGUUAAAUACUCUUAUAAAAUUACAGUCGGUACUCAACGCGUUAAUACAGCAAUUAAAUUACUCAGAAUACCAUUUAGAGUUCUUUCAUUAAGUGAAUUAUCCGAAAUAACUCCAUGUAAUGAUAGUGUAGAUUUAAGUCCAAAUAAUCCAUUUAUGGAAACACAAAACAGAGAAACGCCAUUGGACAUUGCGUUACAAAUUCUUCAGAAUUUGACGGCGAGACGAAGUCCAAAUUUCUACAAUAUAACAAAUGGACGUGGACGUGUUGUUCGUUUUUGUCUUUUUAAAAAUUCCUAUAAACUUGGCGAGGAUAUUGUUGGGACAUUUGAUUUUUCAAAUGCAACUGUUUCUUGUGCUCAGGUGUCAGUUUCAUUACAAUCAGAAGAGAUUGUCAUGGAAAAAUAUCGACGUGGUAAAAAUUCAUUACCAACAUUAGUCAGUUACAAUAAACAUCAUGAGGUUUGCAUUGGUUUGAAAUAUUCACAGCUCGUAUUGCCAAUACCACUUCAUGUGACGCCUGACUUUAGUACCGAUUUAAUGACAUUGAAAUGGCGUUUACAUUUUGAAUUUGUCACCACGACAAAAUUAGUUGAAAUGCCCAAUGAAAAUACAAUAAAUUGGCAGGGACCAACAACACUCGAUGUUGAAACAAUGAUUUGGGAUUUACCACUUCAUAUACAUCCAACAGCAAGUCCGCCAAAUAUUGCUCAACAAACGAAAUACAAUACUGUUAUCUAGUCUUGAUUAUAAUACAUAUAUAUAUAUAUUUUAUUCAAAUUGAUAAUAAAAUAACUUUACAGAA